AGAGAGGGAGAGGGAGACGGAGACACACACACAGGAUCCGAAGCAGGCUCCAGGCUCUGAGCUGUCAGCACAGAGCCCGAUGAGAGGCUCGAACCCACGAACACCGAGAUUGUGACCGGAGCCGAAGUCAGACGCUUAAUGGACUAAGCCACCCAGGUGCCCCUUUUCAACACCAUGUGUCUCCUGAGAGCCACGUGUGCUGUGGUGUGCUCUGUCACCAGGAAUGUCCAGUUGGGGCUGUUGCAGAAGAGAUGGUCAUGCCAGGGACAAGUCCACCCUGUUCUAGACAAGCUCCAAAGCUGGGUUUCCUCCUAGGACACCAGGAUUUUGGAAGCGGGUCCCACUUCUGUCAUGGUGUUCUGCUUUGUCUUCCCAUCUGCAGCUGUGAGAGCUACUGCCCCUUGACCCCUCUGGAAGAAACCCUUCCGCCUUUCUUCGCAGAAUCGUGGAGUCUUGGACUUGAUGGAAACCGUGGAGGCACUCUGGUCCGGCUUCCUCCCCAGCCAGUGAGGGAAGCCCUUGUGCAGCUCCCUGAGACCUCACCCACCCAUCCUUGCUCAGAACCGCCAGGGAUGCGCUGCCCCCUGAGAGCCUCUCCUGCUGUUCCUUAGGAGGACAGGUCGCUGCCACUGCCACUACUUCUGUCAACCUCAUUUUUACUUUAUGGAUCUUUCCCUGAUGUGAAGCUCCCUACCUGGACACCACUGUAGUCAGGUCAGCGUCCUGUAGCUUGGAGACCUUGGUUCAUUCCAGCACAGGCCCCUGCCUGAAGAGAGCCCCGGCCCGGCCCGGCCCGGCCCUACCUGCUUCCUGGGGCAAGGCUGCCUAGUCUUCCCCCGUUGCGACAGUUCACUUAACUCAUGGUGUGAGUGGCACGUGGCUGGCUUAGGUGUUUGGAGAGUGAACGCCAGGUCCCCCCCUUGUCCCUUCAGCCCCUCGGACCUUGAGGAUACACCUGGCUCCACAAUGGCAGCAGAGACCCUCAAUUUUGGGCCUGAGUGGCUGAGGGCCCUUUCCAGCGGUGGCAGUGUGGCCUCUCCACCCCCGUCCCCUGCCAUGCCCAAAUACAAGCUGGCUGACUAUCGCUACGGGCGAGAAGAGAUGCUGGCUCUCUACGUCAAGGAGAACAAGGUACCCGAUGAGCUGCAGGACAAGGAGUUUGCUGCGGUGCUGCAGGAGGAGCCACUGCAGCCCCUGGCGCUGGAGCCUUUGACUGAGGAGGAGCAGAGAAACUUCUCCCUGUCAGUGAACAGUGUGGCUGUGCUGAGGCUGAUGGGGAAGGGGGCCGGCCCCCCCCUAGGUGGCGCCUCCCGCGGCAGGGGCAGCACUCGGAGCCGAGGCCGAGGCCGUGGUGACAGUUGCUUUUACCAAAGAAGCAUCGAAGAAGGCGAAGGGGCCUUUGGUCGAAACCCCCGGGAGAUCCAGCGUAGCCAGAGUUGGGAUGACAGAGGCGAGAGAAGGUUUGAGAAGUCGGCCAGGAGGGAUGGAGCGCGAUCCGGGUUUGAGGAGGGAGGGGCUGGCCCGAGGAAGGAACAUGCCCGCUCAGAUAGCGAGAAUUGGCGUUCUCUCCGAGAGGAGCAAGAGGAAGAGGAGGAAGGCAGUUGGAGACUUGGGGCAGGACCCCGGCGAGAUGGCGACCGCUGGCGCUCAGCCAGCCCUGAUAGCGGUCCCCGCUCUGCUGGCUGGCGGGAACACGGGGACCGGCGUCGCAAGUUUGAAUUUGAUAUUCGAGGGGAUCGAGGAGGGUGUGGUGAAGAGGAGGGGCGGGGUGGGGGAGGCAGCGCUCACCUGCGGAGGUGCCGAGGGCCUGACGGCUUUGAGGAGGACAAGGAUGGGCUUCCCGAAUGGUGCCUGGACGACGAGGAUGAGGAGAUGGGCACCUUUGAUGCCUCUGGGGCCUUUCUGCCUCUCAAGAAGGGCCCCAAGGAGCCUAUUCCUGAGGAGCAGGAGCUCGACUUCCAGGGCCUGGAGGAAGAGGAGGAAGAACCUUCUGAAGCGCUAGAUGAGGCGGGCCCUGAGGCGGGAGGGAAGGAGCUGACCCCACUGCCUCCCCAGGAGGAAAACUCCAGCUCCCCACCCCCACUGCCCACCUUGGGCCCGCUCUGGGGAACUAACGGGGAAGGCGACGAUGCUACAGAGAAAGACCUGCCGGCGACUGAAGACGAUAUGAGGGGGAUGCAGCUGAGUCCCGGGGUGGGCUCACCCCCUGGUCCACCCGGAGAUCUGGAGGAUGAUGAAGGCCUGAAGCACCUGCAGCAGGAGGCAGAGAAGCUGGUGGCCUCCCUGCAGGACAGCUCCCUGGAGGAAGAGCAGUUUACGGCUGCCAUGCAGGCCCAGGGUCUGCGCCACUCAGCAGCUGCCACUGCCCUCCCUCUCAGCCACGGUGCGGCCCGGAAGUGGUUCUACAAGGACCCACAGGGGGAGAUCCAAGGCCCCUUUACAACACAGGAGAUGGCGGAGUGGUUCCAGGCGGGCUAUUUUUCCAUGGCACUGCUUGUGAAGCGGGGCUGUGAUGAGGGCUUCCAGCCACUGGGUGAGGUGAUCAAGAUGUGGGGUCGCGUGCCCUUUGCCCCAGGACCCUCACCACCCCCACUGCUGGGCAACAUGGACCAGGAGCGGCUGAAGAAGCAGCAGGAGCUGGCGGCCGCGGCCUUGUACCAGCAGCUGCAGCACCAGCAGUUUCUGCAGCUGGUUGGCAGGUACGGGGGCCUUGAAGGCCUUGUGGGUCAGGCCGGGCGCCGGCUGUGUGGCCUCUCCCCGCUCGACACCAGUCUCCGUGUCUGCAGCCGGCAGCUCCCGCAGUGCGCGCUCCGGGAAAAGGCCGCUCUGGGGGACCUGACGCCGCCCCAGCAGCAGCUCACUGCGUUCCUACAGCAGCUGCAAGCUCUCAAACCGCCCAGAGGCGGGGACCAGAACCUGCUCCCGACCAUGAACCGGUCCUUGUCGGUGCCGGAUUCGGGCCCCCUCUGGGACAUACAUACCUCAGCCUCAUCACAGUCAGGCGGUGAGGCCAGUCUUUGGGACAUACCAAUUAACUCUUCGACUCAGGGUCCAAUUCUAGAACAACUCCAGCUGCAACACAAAUUCCAAGAGCGCAGAGAAGUGGAGCUCAGGGCGAAGCGGGAGGAGGAGGAGCGCAAGCGGCGGGAGGAGAAGCGCCGGCAGCAGCAGCAGCAGGAGGAGCAGAAGCGGCGGCAGGAAGAAGAGGAGCUGUUUCGGCGCAAGCAGGUGCGGCAGCAGGAGCUCCUGCUGAAGCUGCUGCAGCAGCAGCAGGCAGCGGCCGCCGUCCCGGCGUCCCCCGCACCCAGCUCCCCGCCACCGUUGUGGGCCGGCCUGGCCAAGCAGGGGCUGUCCAUGAAGACGCUGCUGGAGCUGCAGCUGGAGGGCGAGCGGCAGCUGCAUAAGCAGCCCCCGCCUCGGGAGCCGUCGCGGGCCCAGGCCCCCAACCACCGUGUGCAGCUCGGGGGCCUGGGCGCUGCUCCUCUGAACCAGUGGGUGUCUGAGGCUGGGCCACUGUGGGGCGGGCCCGACAAGAGUGGGGGCAGCAGCGGUGGCCUGGGGCUCUGGGAGGACACCCUCAAGAGCAGCGGGAGCCUGGCCCGCAGCCUGGGCCUGAAGAACAGCCGGAGCAGCCCCUCUCUCAGUGACUCGUACAGCCACCUGUCAGGCCGGCCUGUGCGCAAAAAGACAGAGGAGGAAGAGAAGCUGCUGAAGCUGCUCCAGGGCAUCCCCAGGCCCCAGGACGGCUUCACCCAGUGGUGUGAGCAGAUGCUGCACACAUUGAGCACCACAGGCAGCCUGGACGUGCCCAUGGCUGUAGCGAUCCUCAAGGAGGUAGAAUCCCCCUACGAUGUUCACGAUUAUAUCCGGUCCUGCUUGGGGGACACGCUGGAAGCCAAAGAAUUUGCCAAACAGUUCCUGGAGCGGAGGGCCAAACAGAAAGCCAGCCAGCAGCGGCAGCAGGAGGCUUGGCUGAGCGGCGGCUCCCUGCAGACAGCCUUUCAGACCAACCACAGCACCAAACUCGGCCCUGGGGAGGGCAGCAAGGCCAAGAGGCGGGCUCUGAUGCUGCACUCGGAUCCCAGCAUCUUGGGGUACUCCCUGCACGGACCUUCUGGUGAGAUCGAGAGCGUGGAUGACUACUGACCAGCCCGUCCCACCAGCCCCUGGGCUGUAGGCCAGGGGCAGCAGCAGCGGCUUGGACCCUUGGGUCCCCAGCCUGCAGGCUCCCCACGGGAGCAUAGGAGGAAGCAGGGGCAGGGUCCCCAGCACUUGUUACAAACCACACGAUGCACCUUAACUCACCCACCACGAGGCACUUUACAGAUUGGGGGGGGAAGGGUUUUUGGUUUUUUUGUUUUUUGGGGUUUUUUUUUUUGUUUUUUCUUUUUUUAAAAAGCAUUUUAAACCGCAUUGAAGAAAACUGUUAGGAGAGACAAAAAAAAUUGUUAAAAACUAGACUCUAAGCACCCCUUCCCCCUGUAGGGACAGUGAGGGUGACAAUGGAAGGUCCACAGAGGUCUUUUGGGGUUUUUUUUGUGUAUGUGUGUGUGUGUGUGUGUGUGUGUGUUUUGUUUUUUGUUUUUGUUUUUUAAGAAAAAAGAAAAUGAAAAAAAAAAAAAAGGUUAGGAGAUUUAAGGAAAAAAAACACACUGUUAUUUUGGGGCAGUGGGGACACAGGCCCCAUGGACCUGUCCUGCCUGGCCCCCAAGGCUGCACUUACCCUCCCUGCCCCGCAAGGUGGGCCAUUGGGGUAACUGGAAGCUGGGGUGCCAGCAGUUUGCACAGCGAGGCCCCCUCAGCCCCGCCGGCCGGACCCGCUGUGAACGGCUCCCUUUGUUGCUGUGACCGUGGCAGAGGUGUCCGUGGUGGGGGCCAAAGUAGCCCCUUGGCUUUGCUGCUUUAGGGGAAAGUUGCACAAAUGGGCCGGGCCGCCUCAGCUCUCUAGGCUGCCAUCCUGUGCUGGCUGACGGUGGGGAGGGGGAGAGGGCCAGCCGGUGCCAAUCUCUUCUGGCCGUCAGGGUGACAGAACUUCCACUCUGGCCCUGGUGAGGGGCUUCCCCCACUGCUGCCAUUUGGGGGGACGGCCUGGGUGUGAAGCUGAAAGCCUCAGCUCCCUGCCUUGCCACAUGAAUGUAUUCUUUGGGCCACAAGCCCCUGCUGCGCCUUCUGCCUCAACCCCGUGCGAGGUGGGAGUAGAGCAGUUCCUCCGGGAGGUGGAGAGAGAGGCACCACUUACUGACUGUUUUCUCCUGUGAAAGGGGCAAGAGGAGGGCCUAGGAGGCCAAGGGAGUGGGCAGCAUGGGGCUUCGGGUUGCAGUGUGGGGGCUGUCAGAAUGGAGCUCCCCCCGCCUGCAGCCAGCUGUGUGGGAAGUGGACCACCCAGCCCUGCUCUGAACCCCCCCCCCCCCAUUGACCAAAUGGGAGAGGAGCCGGUGGCCUCUCCCCCUCCCUGCUCCCCUGAUGCGUUUUUAAUGUUGGGUAAGGUGCGGGGGUCAAGAAUAGAAGUGUUGUCUCUCCUGGGUCAGGGGAAGGCCACCCUUCUGUUGCUCACCAACUUCUCCUUCCCAAUCACCUGCCUGGGUUUGUCUCCAUUUGUGUGUGUUUUUCUUUUCUUUUCUUUUUUUUUUUUUUUUUUUUUUUUUAACAGUUUGUUGUAUCUUUUGGGUUUCUCAUCUAACUUCUCCCAUUGACCUCAUUGCUCAGAGUGCAGUAUUAGGGCAGGAAUCUGCCACUGCCUCCCCUCCAUGAAUGUAUUUGUCCUUCCUGCCCUGGGGAAAUGGGGAGUGGCCCAUUUUCUUUCCCCAUCCAUUCUUAGACCACAUUUUUUUUGUUCUUUUUUUGUUUUGUUUUGUUUUGCACCAAAGUGGCAACUGGGUCAGUGUUGGGGGAUAAAGCUGGCCUCGGGGGUGGAGGGGCACCCUCCACCUGCUUCUCCCUGGUUUCAACAGUGUUAGCGUCCGUGAAAAGACAAUAUUCUCUCUAAAGCAAUAAGGGGGUGAUGGGCCAGGGGGAAAUGUCUUGCUGCUGCUGGCCCCCCAGCUCCCCCCCCUUCCUCACGCCAGUAUUUGGCGGCAUUAGAGGUGUCGGGGGGAGUACUGUUGUGACUGAAUGUAACCGCCCCCACCCCUGCCGCAGCUAAUGCAGGGGAGGGGGGUGACACUCUUCCCUGUUUCUUCCUUCCCCUUCCCCCCAGCUAAAGAGACUUUGAACUUAGGGGGCCCUUGAGCCUGGAGAGGCCUUAACCCUGUGAGGAAGUGUAGGGGGGGCCCUCUCCCACCCCCAUCCCCUUCUGAGAGUGGUCAAUGUUUACAAGCCCCUGAGCCCCCCAGCCCAGGGACUCCACCCCCAUUGCUGUCCUUUCCCACCCGUCUUCCUGGGCCCCAGCUGCUCUCCCACCCUCCUGGGUUGGGGUGGGUGCAGGGGCUGUUCUGUAUCCCCUUGUCUGCCUUGGACCCACAAUCUCCCCCACCCUCACCCUGUGUGACUCCCCUCUCUUCUACCUGCCCCUGUAAAUAUUCCCCUUCCCCCAAUAAAACUUGGUGUGUGUUCUCCCCUCUUGA
This is a messenger RNA of Acinonyx jubatus (cheetah), 6563 nucleotides long. It is a transcript of the gene GIGYF1, whose product is annotated as GRB10 interacting GYF protein 1. Gene Ontology annotation, biological process: insulin-like growth factor receptor signaling pathway. The transcript is spliced from 26 exons. The record is from RefSeq and is a predicted model, not a curated record. NCBI's taxonomy places the organism in Eukaryota, Metazoa, Chordata, Mammalia, Carnivora, Felidae. Bases 967 to 4146 code for a protein of 1059 amino acids. Gene Ontology annotation, molecular function: protein binding.